Molecule: messenger RNA, 868 nt
Organism: Nothoprocta perdicaria
Lineage: Eukaryota; Metazoa; Chordata; Aves; Tinamiformes; Tinamidae
Product: apolipoprotein A-I
Exons: 4
Coding region: 33-827 (264 amino acids)
Biological process (GO): lipid transport; lipoprotein metabolic process
Cellular component (GO): extracellular region
Molecular function (GO): lipid binding; high-density lipoprotein particle receptor binding
Source: RefSeq, a predicted model, not a curated record
GCAGCAGCAGAGCGAGCCGGUCCAGCCCGACGAUGAGAGCCGCGGUGGUGGCCCUGGCCCUGGUGCUCCUGACGGGCACGCAGGCACGGUCCUUCUGGCAGCACGAUGAGCCCCAGGAGCCCCUGGACCGCCUCCGCGACAUGGUGGAGGUCUACCUGGAGACGGUGAAGGCCAGCAGCAAGGAUGCCAUCGCGCAGUUCGAGGCCUCCGCCGUGGGCAAGCAGCUCGACCUGAAGCUCGCCGACAACCUGGACACGCUGAGCGCGGCGGCCGCCAAGCUGCGUGAGGACAUGGCACCCUACUACAAGGAGAUGCGCGAGAUGUGGCUGAAGGACACGGAGGCGCUGCGCCAGGAGCUCAGCAAGGACCUGGAGGAGGUCAAGGAGAAGAUCCGGCCCUUCCUGGAGCAGUUCUCGCAGAAGUGGACGGAGGAGGUGGAGCAGUACCGGCAGCGGCUGGCGCCCGUGGCGCAGGAGCUCAAGGAGCUCACCAAGCAGAAGGUGGAGCUCAUGCAGGAGAAGCUGACGCCCGUGGCCGAGGAGGCGCGCGACCGCCUGCGCGCGCACGUGGAGGAGCUGCGCAAGAACCUGGCGCCCUUCAGCGACGAGCUGCGCCAGAAGCUGAGCCAGAAGCUCGAGGAGAUCCGCGAGAAGGGCAUCCCGCAGGCCGCCGAGUACCAGGCCAAGGUGGUGGAGCAGCUGAGCAACCUGCGCGAGAAGGUGUCGCCCCUGGUGCAGGACUUCAAGGAGCGCCUCACGCCCUACGCCGAGACCCUCAAGACGCGCUUCAUCAACUUCCUGGACGAGCUCCAGAAGAACGUGGCGUGAGCCGCCCGCGCCACCGCCAGCGCCAGCGCCUGCGCCUCCGC